AUGACCUCUGCCCGUCCACCUGUCGAGCUUAGGCCAAGGAGGUUUAAGGGGAGCGGGAGUGGCGGGGGUCGCGGCCGCUCUGGCCUGCGCACAGCGGCGCUAAGCGCGGGGGCCGACGCUGCACCCGAGGCGACCGCCCGGGCCCGCCGGGAACCCAGGCCCGCGGGGGGCGCGGGGCUCGGUGCGGAGGCCGCGGACGCCGACGGAGGGGGCGCGGCUGCUCGAGCGCCCCCCGGGGCCCGGCCGCCGUCCGCCCUCCUCCGCCGCGGCCCGCCGCAGGGAGCCGGGCCUGCCGCGCCGCGCGCCGCCAUGGAGCCCGGGCCCGCCGCCGCUCGGGGCCCCGGUUGGCGCGGCGCUGCCGCUCCCGCUCCCGCUGCCGCUGCCGCCGUGGCCGCCGUGGCCGCCGUGCUGCCGGCGGGGGGCAGCGGGGAGAGGAUGGGCGUCCCCACCCCGAAGCAGUUCUGCCCCGUCCUGGAGAGGCCGCUCAUCAGCUACACCCUGCAGGCCCUGGAGAGCAUAUGUUGGAUAAAGGACAUUGUUGUGGCAGUCACUGGAGAGAAUAUGGAAGCAAUGAAGGGUAUCAUUCAGAAGUACCAGCAUCAGCGCAUCUCCCUGGUUACAGCUGGAGUGACCCGCCACAGGUCAAUUUUCAACGGACUAAAAGCCCUAGCAGAAGACCAGCCUGACUCUAAGCUCUCUAAGCCAGAAGUUGUGAUAAUUCAUGAUGCUGUGAGACCCUUUGUUGAGGAAGAUGUUCUUCUUAAAGUUGUCACAGCAGCUAAGGAACAUGGGGCAGCAGGAGCGAUUCGACCUCUUGUAUCUACUGUGAUCAGUCCAUCUGCUGAUGGUUGCUUAGACCAUUCACUUGAUCGUGCCAGACACAGAGCAAGUGAAAUGCCACAGGCUUUUCUAUUUGAUGUGAUCUAUGAAGCAUAUCAGCAGUGUAGUGACUAUGACUUGGAAUUUGGAACUGAGUGUUUGCAGUUGGCUCUGAAGUAUGGUCAUGUUCAUGCCAAACUUGUGGAAGGAUCGCCUGACCUCUGGAAGGUGACCUACAAACGAGAUCUGUAUGCAGCUGAAUCGAUUAUUAAGGAAAGAAUUUCACAACACAUUUGCAUAGUUAUGGACACAAAAGAUGAGAAUCAUGUGGGACAUCAUCUUGAAGAAAUACUAAAAAAUGAACUAAAUCAUGUAAAGGUCACGUCUGGAGCUCUGUGUCCUGCUGGCAGAGAUCUUGAGCAAAUCAUCCUAGAGCAAUGCUACAGUUAUGUAUGUGUGAAUGUUAUGUCCUCUGAUUUUGAGAAAACCAGGAGAUUACUGAAUAUGCUUGAAGAGAGUAAUCUUUCCAUUUUAUAUCCUAUUGUUGUUAUUUCAGUAUAUUUUCUUGAUUAUAAAUCAGUACCUUUUGAUCAGAAAAUGGAAAACCUAAUGCAAAUUAAGGAAUAUGCAAAGGAAGUAAAAAAAAGAAAUAUUUUAUUAUGUGGUCUUCUUAUAUAUUACCCACAGGAGGAGCAGAACCUACAGGCAAGUUUAAGGCAAGGCGCCACAAUUAUUGCCACCUUAAUCAAAGAAAGAAAUUCUGGACUUGUUGGUCAGCUACUGGUAGCAUGAAGAACACAGAAAAUUAUGUAUGGGGUUUUUAGAAGCAUUUAUUUAGGUAUCUCCAUUGUGCUUCCCUCCCUAUUGUAUGUGGUAGAAUGUUUGGGUUGUCUUUUAUGUCACAUAUUUUGUAGGAUAUGAUUUUUGGGUUAUAGGAAUGGAUCAGUGUUUUUAAUCUGUGAAAAAAAUACUUUGGUGCAAAUAUAAAUUAUCUCAACCAGAAAAUAAGUAAAUGAAAAGUAAUAACAUUCAGGUAAUCUUUCUGCAAAGGGAAGAAAAAUCAAAUAGAAAUCAUGGUGGGUGAGCUAAUCUUCCUAUGAAUAAGAAUUUAGAAUACUUCGGUUAUGACAUUAUAUCUGUGUUAAUUAGUAAAUCACACCAUCAUGAAACUAGUAAAAAAAAAAGAUUUAGAAUUAUUUUUAAUUCUAAAACUGUCCUUUUAUCAAGUGCUAUUUUGAUUUGUAUUCUAAUUUUCCACACCUUAAAAAAAUAAGUAAAUAAAAGAGAUAACUGGAAACUCUGCUUCAAAUAUUUUCACUCUUGGCUUCACAUUACUCUAUAUCUGCAAAGGAGUUGUAAUUCCCUCCUGCUUUUGUUUCAAAAUUUUUUUCUUGGUUUAUGAAAAGUAAUUUUGACUUAUUUUAAAAUGUCUCUGAUUUUUUGGAAUACAUUUAAAAGAAGACCAGAUAUUUCAUAAAACUGAAAUUAUUUUGGUCAAUCCCAAGUUAGUCUUUCUGAAAGGUAGGGAGUACUAAAAUAUUUUUGAUACAGAUACUGCUGUUUUGUUUUUUUUUUAAUUUAUUAUUCUUUUAAAUUUAAGUAGGCUCCACACCUAGCAUGGAGCCCAGUACAGGGCUCAAACUCACCAGCUGGUAUCAAGACCUGAGCUGAGAUCAAGAGUUAGAUGCUUGGGGCACCUGGGUGGCUCAGUGGUUGGGCAUGUGCCUUUGACUCAGGGCAUGGUCCCUGAGUCCUGGGAUCAAGCCCCGCAUCAAGCUCCUCACAGGGAGCCUGCUUCUCCCUCUGCCUAUGUCUCUGCCUCUCUCUGUGUCUCUCAUGAAUAAAUAAAUAAAAUCUUUUUAAAAAGAGCAAUUUUGAGGUACCUGGUUGGCUCAGUUCAUUAAGCAUCUCUUUUUAUGUUAUCUAUAUUAGUAGGAGAUUUUAUAUUUUACAUUUAGGUAAUAGUGAGUACAAUGGGUAAUGGACAUGGAGUAAUUACUUCAGUUCAUUCUCCUAAAGGGGUUGUUUCAGUGUAACGUGGGUCUAAAUCCCUGGGCUUGCGAUUUCUCUCUCUCUAGGGAUGAUAAAAAAUAUAAGCAAUUUAAUUCAAAAUCGUGAGGAUGAGAGUAUGAGUAUGUGGGCAAUGUGUAGAUUUUUAGUUAGAACGUCUGUCAUUGUUAAGGUAAUGUCCUUUACUGUGAAUAUGGAACUUGAGGUUCAGGAAUCUUAACUAUUUUGGCUAGAGCUGUAUGAUUGCCUCCUAAGAAAAGGUAGAGAUUAAACUCAGGACCGUUGAUAAUAAAUUUCAAGCUCAUCUCUUUGUUUAUGAUUCUCGCAAAGGACAUCCAGCUGAGAGGCAGUUGGAAGUAAGCCAGACUCCCAAUGAGCACUGGAGGAGUGGACAAAAAAGGACAGGUCAUCCCAAUGACCAGAGGAAAGUCCUGAAGCUUUUGGCUUUCCAGCCAUCUUUCCAACAUAUAGAAAUUAUAGCUAGGGGUGAAGGGAAUGGAGAGAAUUAUUGGCCAAGAGAGAAAGAAAAAUUGGUUGUUUUUUAGUGUUUAAGAGAUCCAGAGGCAACUUUAUGGUUAAAUUUUCACCAGUGCUUCUGUAAACUUAAUUAUUUUCAUGGGAACAGUCUAUUUUCACUUUAUUUUCUAAAAUGUCUUUUAAAAAAUAGUAAUUUAUGCUUCAGAGUUGCUCAAAUUGUUUUCUACCCCUGGAAAGUUUUGUGGAAUGACUGUUUUCUUUCUAAAUGUUUGCUUGUUAAUUAAACGCAAUUUAGUUAGACUUUUAUGGAAUUUAACAGUGUGAUCAAUGGUUUGGUGAAUGACUUGUUGGUAAGAGGUAGUUUGUUUUUCAUAAAACUGCUCAAUUUGAGAGAUAACUUGUUGCAAGUAUGUGAAUUUAUGGGUAAGAAUUGGAGCCCUAUAUUCCACCCAGAGCCACUUCUUACUGUGGACACUUCAAAUGUUUUGCAUUUGUUUAAUAGGUAAACUCUUCUUUCUCAUGCUGGUUAUCACUAUCACAUUUUACUUAAUAUAUGUAAAUACAAUGAUCAUUUCAUAAACGUUAAGUUUCAGUAGAACAUUUUCUUAUAUUAAAUCCGCAAAUUUUAUUUCCUUUUAACGUUGAAACUAAUUAGGCCAAGGAAGAAUAAACAAUAUUUUAAUGAAAAAGGUUGAAGCCAUUUUGAAGGAAGAUUGAGCUUAUUUUCAAAGUUUAAUUAAAAAAUAAACAGGAAAAAUGAAAAAGUAUAUAUUAUUUUAGGAUUUUUUAGUAUAGUUUGAAAUAAGUGAAUUAGAAUUCGCUGAGUGGUGGUUUGGGCAUUGUACUAUUUAUAUAUGUUCUUGUACAUUUUACUUUCAAAGUUGUGAGAGAUGUAUGCAUUUUUUUAAUGACAAGUAACACUAUUAAAGAUUCUCAAUAUAUUAUCUUUAUAAGACAAAAUAUAAUUGAUAAUGAAUUAAUCAGUAUUUUAAA
Molecule: messenger RNA, 4299 nt
Organism: Nyctereutes procyonoides (raccoon dog)
Lineage: Eukaryota; Metazoa; Chordata; Mammalia; Carnivora; Canidae
Gene: CRPPA
Product: CDP-L-ribitol pyrophosphorylase A
Exons: 11
Coding region: 1-1611 (536 amino acids)
Biological process (GO): protein O-linked glycosylation via mannose; isoprenoid biosynthetic process
Cellular component (GO): cytosol
Molecular function (GO): D-ribitol-5-phosphate cytidylyltransferase activity
Source: RefSeq, a predicted model, not a curated record